Bubalus bubalis (water buffalo) is the source of this 1857-nucleotide messenger RNA. RefSeq names its product cellular repressor of E1A stimulated genes 1 (gene CREG1). NCBI's taxonomy places the organism in Eukaryota, Metazoa, Chordata, Mammalia, Artiodactyla, Bovidae. The transcript has 3 exons. The record is from RefSeq and is a predicted model, not a curated record. The coding region runs from base 77 to 700 and encodes 207 amino acids.
GGGGCGGGGCCCGACUCUGGGCUCUGCUUGGGUCGGGUAGGCCUUCGCGCUCCCAACUCUCGCUGGGGUCAGCGUCAUGGCGGGUUGUGCCUGCGGGUUCGUGCGCGCAGUGCUCGCCUUUCUGCUGGCGCCCGCGCUGGUGACUCUACUGGUGGCACCGGCGCGAGGCCGGGGCGGCCGGGGCCACGGGGAGUGGGACGCCGCCGAGCUGCUGCUGCCGCCGCUGCCGCCCCGGGAGAAUGCGGCGCUCGUGGCUCGCUUCGUGACGAACGUCUGUGACUGGGGCGCACUGGCCACCAUCUCAACGCAGGAGGGGGUGCGCGGCCGGCCCUUUGCCGACGUUUUAUCGCUCAGCGAUGGGCCCCCGGGCAAGGGCAGCGGCGUGCCCUACUUCUACUUGAGCCCGCUGCAGCAGUCGGUGGGCAACCUGCAGGAGAAUCCAUAUGCUACAUUGACCAUGUCUUUGGCAGAGACUAAUUUCUGCAGGAAAUAUGGAUUUGAUCCCCAGAGUCCCCUCUGUGCUCACAUAAUACUAUCAGGAACUGUUAUCAAGGUGAAGCAGCAUAUGGCGAAUUUAACCUCAUGCGUGAAAUUUCUGAGGAAGUUUCACAUAGAUCUGAAGCACUUAUUGUUUUUCUAUGGAAAGUUUGCCAGAAGAUUAGCCAGUUUUCUUUCUUUGCUUGCUUGCUUACAGAAUUGAGUUGGAUUAUUACUGGAUUUCUUGGAAGAUGAGAUUGUUGGAUAUAUUAUAUAUUUUUUCAUAUUUUGAAGCCAUUUUCAUAGAGACAUGUCUUUAUGAUCAGCAUUUUAUUCCAUUAAUUCCAAAUAGUUUGCCAACAGUGCUCCUUGAAGAGGAAGAGUUACCAGUUUUAGAUUGACCAUUGGCAUUCGAAAGUACUCAAGUAUGUGUUCUUAAUUCCUGAAAACCCGCUGUGCUGGGGAGAGGGCCACGCCCCCAUAGCUGCUGCCUGCGUCUGUAUUAAGGGCUCCUAUUAGAGUGCACCUGGAUAAAUCUUGCCAAGACAAACAAACAAUGAUGAAACAUAAGUGGAGCAUCCCACUCGUGGUCCACUUACGUUUGACAGUCCUGGGUGUUGUUAAUCCAACACAAGGCAAAACUAUCUCUUAUACAGAACAUAAAAGAAAAAAUACUCUUCAAGUCUAAAGUGAUAAAUAUCUAGAACAAAGGAUGAUAAAACUUCCUUAAUUGGACUUAAUAAAGGAAGUUCAUAAAAUUUUCUGAAUUUGAUUUCCCCAGCUAAGUGGACACUGUGUAAUUAGUUUCUUCCACUCAAAAUACUUACACACAAGCACAUUUUUUUUUUCAUCCCAAAAGGGGAUUAUGAAAGAAAAAGAGGGGGGGCAUUUUAUGUGUAAGUUAUUUCUGGUGUUCUUUUAUAACAUUUUUUAACAUCAACCUGGACAUGGACUAGGUUCAACCAGAGCCAAAAUCCAUCUUCCAACUCUCUCAAUAAUGGCCCAAGCCUUUUUCAACUUCUUCAGAUGUCUAAGGGGCUUCUAAUGCUGUUACUGCCUAAAUCAGGUCAUCAGAGGGGGGACAACACGGUUUAAAAAUCACAUCUCUUCAGAAGGGGAGAAACUGUUUGCUUUUAUUACCUAUAGACAUGAUUUUAGAAGACUCUACGAGAUCCUUUAUAAAAGGUGUGUCAGGAAUCAAGCAACUGAAUCCUUAAAUGGCUAAGAGAAAGGAAGUUGAAUAUGAGUUUGAAACUACAAAAUGAACUUACCUGCAAUCCAGCAAACAGCUUCUCUUUAAGAAAAAUGAUGUGUCUUAAACUUGGUGGAGAAGGUUUCUUACUCAAAGCAUUAAUAAUAAAAAGCAUUAUUUUCAUGAAA